ACUUGAAUAGCAGCACUGUAUAGCAGUAAUGAGUGCAUCAAAUCACUAGUAACUUCCACCCAUCACAUCUUCUUAUUAUAGCCUUUGCAUUAUUUUGGUGGGUCUCUCCCUCCUCUCAUCUAUAUCAAACUUGAUGAGACACCAAUCAAGAUAGAUAGAGAGUUAAUUCAAUUCAUGGCUGGUAGGCUACCUGGUGUUGGAGUGCCCCCUAGAAAGAGAUCUUCUUCUUCUUCUUCAUCAUCAUCUUGUUCUUCUUUGUUAGAGCACAACCACUACAAUCUUGCCACCUACCGAAGAGUAUCAUUAGUGGAGACAAGUGCCUUGGAUGAAACUGCUCUUAAGGCCAGACAAAGACUUCAGAAGAAGCUUGCACAAUUUUUUCCUUCUUCCAGGGAAAAUGAGAAUCCAAUAAGAGAAGGAAAAGUGAAGAAAGAAAAGAGAGAUGAAGGAAUAAUAAUAGGAAGGAAGCUAUUAUCAAAUGCAUGGUUAAUGCGUGCUAAGAAGAACGAGAGAAAAGUGUGUGCAGUGUGCCUAGAAGAUUUCCAGCAAGAGAAGCAGAUUAUGAACCUUUCUUGCUCUCACAAGUUUCACUCUGCAUGCCUUCUCCCAUGGCUUCAAUCCCAUCCUCACUGUCCUUAUUGUCGAACCCCAGUUGAUGCACACACAUAUACUCCUUAAUUAAGCAUUCUGUAUUACAUGUUUCUAUUUUUACUUAUAAAAGCUUAUAGACUUGAAUAAAUUUCUUAUCCCUAAAAAAUAUUUGUUUUCUGAGUUUA
This is a messenger RNA of Arachis duranensis, 776 nucleotides long. Its product is annotated as E3 ubiquitin-protein ligase AIP2. The record is from RefSeq and is a predicted model, not a curated record. Bases 175 to 678 code for a protein of 167 amino acids. Lineage: Eukaryota; Viridiplantae; Streptophyta; Magnoliopsida; Fabales; Fabaceae. The transcript is spliced from 2 exons.